GCCAGUCACCCGAACCAUGACAGUACCCCCCCUGUCACCAUGGGCUAGUAUACUGUGGUGAAAGUUUGCGUGACUCAGUCCUGAGUGGAAUGUCCUUGCCCGCCAGCCAUACGUUUCGUCCCCGUGUGUAAACUGGAGCAAUUGAACGGCGUUGAUAGGCAUACUGGUGUUGGCAGUUGACUGACUUGAGUAGUGCUGGCCUAGUCUGAUCCCAAGCUCGUCGACAACGCUGUAGAUGGUGUUGAAUGGAAAGCUACUCAAGUUGCACCUCCUGUUCCGGGAGCAGUGGGGGCUGAUAACCUAUGGAGGAUUUAAAGUGAGACACCAGCGGCAGAGGAUGGAAGUGAGCAGCGUGGUGCGCCGCUGCGUCGACAAGCGGACCUCUCAGGAGUACACGGUGAAGAUCAUCGACAUCACCCCCUCCGACAAGAUGACGCCGCAGGAGAUCGAAGAGACCAGAGAGGCGACGGUGAAGGAGAUCGACAUCCUCAAGAAAGUCUACGGACAGGAAAACAUCAUUCAGCUCAAAGACUGCUAUGAGUCCAAGGCCUUCUUCUUCUUCCUGGUUUUUGACCUGGUGCUGCUCACAUUGUACAAGAUGAUGAUGAAGAUGCACGUUGUCAGGUGGACUUUCCUUUUUGCCCUGUGCUUCACUUGUGUGUCUUCAAAUAAAUCCUGUGAGCAUUUAGGAGGAAUCGUUGAAGAGUACAGACUAGGGGCUCUAGUUGGGUCAUCUUUGCUUCUACCAUGCAACAUUCAAAAAAGCAGCUUCAAAACAGUGACAUGGAACUACAAUGGCUCAGGGCAAUUGCUCAAUCUGUCAUCUGAAGGGCACGUUACAUUCCUGGACCCCAGAAAUGGCCGAGUGAAAGUCUAUCCAAACCAGGGCUCAGAGGGGAACUACUCUAUCAGAAUUGAUGCUCUUGAAAAGGCUGAUGUAGGAUUUUAUCACUGUAUACAGGGGGGGGAAUGUGUUCAAGUGGUGCUGUAUGAAAUAGGUACACAAAAAAUCCCGUGGCUGGUGAUUUACAUCUGCACUGGUGUGACUGCUCUAUUUGUGCUGGGUAUCGGUGGCUACUACAGCUACCAAAAAUGCAAAGAUAUCCAUAACAACAAAAGCAACAGCGAAGUAGAGAAGAGUACGGUCAUUCCCAGUAGUGCAGCUGCUCCGGGUCCCAGUGCCCCACCUGUGACAACAAUCAACAUACCAGUAGGUGUGCAUGUACAUGUACCACAGGCAGUAGGAGCCUACCCUCAUGAUCUUGUUUAUGAAAAUGAUGACCAGUUCCCAACCAGUGCUGACCCCAACAGAAGUAAUCCACACAGAGCUGUGCAGUAUCUGGACAGGACCCAGCCUCAACAGCCCGGUCAAAGCAGCGGUGGAAUUUAUCCAAACUUGGAUCAGUUUCGCUUUGAAAGGGUGGAAAGUCAGAGAACCAAACAUAGAUUUCAUUUAGACCUUUUCAGCAGAUUACGGCCAGCAAGUUUCAGUCAGCAUUAUUAUGUAAACCAACAUGAUCUCCGAAAGCAACACGCCAAGUCAAAGCAGGCGGAGAAUCAAAAGAGAGCAGACCGCGAGAAGAAGAAAAACAAAGACAACUGUGAAUACAAAAACCCGAUUUACAACAUGAGCACCGAACAGCUCAGCCAGCUGUAGAGAAUGAAGGGCACGAAUGAAGGAGUUUAAAACUCAUUUGAGAAUGAGGGCUACGAAUUCUUUUCUAUUUUACUCCUUUAAGGUGAUCCAUGUCUUCUUGUAUUUGUUUGUAUUGUAUGUGUGCUGCAUUCCACUAUUCUCUUAAAUGCUGUUAGAAUAAAGUCCAUCAGUGUUUUCACAUAUAAACUGAUUGCAUGAUGAUGAUACUAAAAAUGGCUUCUAUUGAUAUGUUUACCAUUAUGUACAGAGUCGUGUGACUCUAGACGUGUGUGCUGUUUAAACUUACAGAUUGUUGUAUUGAGCCUGUGUGUAUGACAUUGAAAUAAGACUUUUUAAAAAUAAAAAUGGUUUUAUGGUCUUUUCAUUAUUUUAAAGAGAAAAA
This is a messenger RNA of Oreochromis aureus, 2039 nucleotides long. RefSeq lists its product as uncharacterized. The transcript has 13 exons. The record is from RefSeq and is a predicted model, not a curated record. Bases 236 to 1657 code for a protein of 473 amino acids. Lineage: Eukaryota; Metazoa; Chordata; Actinopteri; Cichliformes; Cichlidae.